GGAGCAGCCUGCAGCACCUCCAGCAGCAGCAGUGAAGGAGGAGGAGGAGCAGACUGGAGCAACUCCUCCAGCUGCAGCAAUGAAGGAGGAGGAGCAGCCUGAAGCACCUCCUGCAGCUGCAGCAGCAGUGAAGGAGGAGGAGUUUGUGGUGGAGAAGAUUUUGGACCGCAGAGUGGUGAAGGGAAGAGUAGAGUUUCUGCUGAAAUGGAAGGGGUUCUCAGAUGAGGAUAACACAUGGGAGCCGCAAGACAACCUGGACGGCCCCGAUCUUAUCGCAGAUUAUAUGCAGAAACGCAAGGAGGAGGAGGACCAAAAGGAGGCCAAGAGGCAAGUUGUCAGUGAGGCCUCGGGACACUCAGAGGAGCGAGGGAGCAAGAGGAAGAAGGAGGAGAAACGGAGAAGAGGAAAAGGACUCAAACGUCAGCACUGUGACAAAUUCUUCACAUCUGGAUAUUUAAAGAUUCAUCAGAGAGUUCUUACUGGACAGAAGCCAUACAGGUGUGAUCAAUGUGGGGCAGCUUUCACACGACAGAGUAUCCUAAAAAGCCAUCAACGCAUUCACACUGGAGAGAAGCCGUACAGGUGUGAUCAAUGUGGGGCAGCUUUCAUACAACGAAGUAACCUAAAAAGCCAUCAACGCAUUCACACUGGAGAGAAGCCGUACAGGUGUGAUCAAUGUGGCGCAGCUUUCGCACAACAGAGUGCCCUAAAAAAUCAUCAACUCAUUCACACUGGAGAGAAGCUGCACAGCUGUGAUCAAUGUGGGGCAGCUUUCACACGACGGAGUACCCUAAGAAACCAUCAACGCAUUCACACUGGAGAGAAGCCGUACAGCUGUGAUCAAUGUGGGGCAGCUUUCACACGACCGUGUACCCUAAAAAGACAUCAACGCAUUCACACUGGAGAGAAGCCGUACAGGUGUGAUCAAUGUGGCAAAACUUUCUUACAACAGUGUCACCUAAAAAACCAUCAACGCAUUCACACUGGAGAGAAGCCGUACAGCUGUGAUCAAUGUGGGGCAGCUUUCACAAAACGGGAUGACCUGAAAAACCAUCAACACAUUCACACUGGAGAUAAACCUUACAGCUGUAAUCAAUGUGGGAAAACUUUUUCUCUUAGUAAAAGCCUUAAAAGGCACCAGCUUAUUCACAGUGGAGAGAAGCCGUACUGCUGUGAACAGUGUGGGGAAGCUUUUUCUCAGAGUAGUCACCUUAAAAGACACCAGCGCAUUCACACUGGAGAGAAGCCGUACUGGUGUGAACAAUGUGGGAAAAAAUUUUCUGAGAGUGGUCACCUUAAAAGACACCAGCGCAUUCACACUGCCUCGUAGUGAACAUGUUUUAGAGCCAAGCUGUUUCCUCCUGCCUCCUCCUCAUUCCCUGAUAGCUGAGUUGUUAUAUUCGACACCUUCGAGGCAAA
Molecule: messenger RNA, 1419 nt
Organism: Perca flavescens (yellow perch)
Lineage: Eukaryota; Metazoa; Chordata; Actinopteri; Perciformes; Percidae
Product: zinc finger protein 501-like
Exons: 3
Coding region: 80-1330 (416 amino acids)
Biological process (GO): regulation of transcription by RNA polymerase II
Cellular component (GO): transcription regulator complex; PcG protein complex; chromatin
Molecular function (GO): DNA-binding transcription factor activity, RNA polymerase II-specific; RNA polymerase II cis-regulatory region sequence-specific DNA binding
Source: RefSeq, a predicted model, not a curated record